This is a messenger RNA of Knipowitschia caucasica, 507 nucleotides long. The record is from the annotation of a GenBank genome assembly. Lineage: Eukaryota; Metazoa; Chordata; Actinopteri; Gobiiformes; Gobiidae.
AUGAAGUUUGAGAGCGAUGCCAAAGCACUCAUUCUCAGAGCAGCUUUUGACCUGAUUUACUCUUGUCCCCACUGGCCCUACUGCCUCCUGCUGGUCCGUCCCAGUCCCCACUGGCCCUACAGCCUACUGCUGGUCCGUCCCAGUCCCCACUGGCCCUACAGCCUCCUGCUGGUCCGUCCCAGUCCCCACUGGCCCUACUGCCACCUGCUGGUCCGUCCCAGUCCCCACUGGCCCUACUGCCACCUGCUGGUCCGUCCCAGUCCCCACUGGCCCUACUGCCACCUGCUGGUCCGUCCCAGUCCCCACUGGCCCUACUGCCUCCUGCUGGUCCGUCCCAGUCCCCACUGGCCCUACUGCCACCUGCUGGUCCGUCCCAGUCCCCACUGGCCCUACUGCCACCUGCUGGCAGCGAUGAGGUCACGCUGCUCGAGCCGUCGAUUCACUUCCUGUUUCGGAGCGGCCAAUAGUGCGCGGCUGUCAGAGAAGCACCAUGGCUCACCGCGAUGA